Molecule: messenger RNA, 1481 nt
Organism: Cyprinus carpio (common carp)
Lineage: Eukaryota; Metazoa; Chordata; Actinopteri; Cypriniformes; Cyprinidae
Gene: ap1s2
Product: adaptor related protein complex 1 subunit sigma 2
Biological process (GO): intracellular protein transport; vesicle-mediated transport
Cellular component (GO): membrane coat; intracellular membrane-bounded organelle; AP-1 adaptor complex
Molecular function (GO): clathrin-cargo adaptor activity
Source: RefSeq, a predicted model, not a curated record
CCGAGUGUCAUCGGUGAGAAUCGGAGCCAAUGAGAGGACAGGAGUCUCUUGAUUUUGCGAAAGGAAGACGCGUCCAUGUAACGGGAUUCCUCACAUCUGCGUUUACUGCCAUCAGACACAUAGCUCAUGCUCACGGAAUCGAGUGUAAUAUAAACUUCAAGAUGCAGUUUAUGCUGCUCUUCAGCAGGCAGGGAAAGCUGCGGCUGCAGAAAUGGUACGUGCCUCUGUCGGACACCCAGAAGAAGAAGAUCUCCCGGGAGGUCAUUCAGAUGGUGCUGGCUCGCAAACCCAAGAUGUGCAGCUUCCUGGAAUGGAGGGAUAUGAAAAUAGUCUACAAAAGAUAUGCCAGCCUGUAUUUUUGCUGUGCUGUGGAGGACCAGGAGAAUGAGUUGAUAACCCUGGAAAUCAUCCACAGAUACGUGGAGCUGCUGGACAAAUAUUUUGGCAGUGUGUGUGAACUGGACAUUAUCUUCAACUUUGAGAAAGCCUAUUACAUUCUGGAUGAGUUCAUACUGGGUGGUGAAGCCCAGGAGACAUCGAAGAAGAACGUGCUGAAGGCCAUAGAGCAGGCUGACAUGCUGCAGGAGGAAGCCGAGGCACCACGUAGCGUUCUGGAGGAGAUCGGACUGACAUGAAUGAUGAGAACUCAUCCUACCCAAACACUUACACCCAUCUUCCUUUCUUUUCUUUUUUUUUUUUUUCCUGUGGGCAUUUUCUCUACAUUUGUAUUUUAGGUUAGCAUUGCAGGCAAAAGUAGUGUUUGAAAUGGUCAGCACUUCCUGCAUAAACAGUUCGAUACUGACGUUUGUAUUUCUACUGCCAAACAUCCGAGGGAAUCCAGCACGCUGAAGUUGUCAUCUUAGUAGUUUUCUGCAAAUUUCCCAUAGUGCUCGGCUGUUUGGAUUCAGGUUUGGAUCAGUACAUGUGUAGCAAAGUUUAGUGUCAACAUCCCCACACUUCUCUGUAGAUUUUAAGCAUUACCUCUCACCUUUAGCUGCCUUAAAACACUCCUUUCCAGCUCACGCCGUUUGCCAGUAUCUUAUGCAACUCUCAGUAGAUCCGAGUCAAUGGGUUAUUACUGUUCAAGACCAAGACUUGCUGAAGUGUUACGGACCAAACACUUUUAUUCAGCUCCAAAGGGGGGAAAUAGAUAAUGUAAGAUCAACAUUCAGAAUUUUUGGCUUAAAUUCAUAGAUUGUAUUAAUUAAGGCACAAGUAAACAUCAGUAUUAGUCAAUUCUUGACCAGAAUCACUGUAUACACAUAAUUGGUUCAGGCAUAUCAGGCAUUUGCCAUUCAACAGCUAAACGUUUUUUUUUCCCAAUGCCAAAGAAUCUUCUCCACCAUCCUCAUGCCUUUUUUUCCUUAAAAGCAUCUUUGUAUGCUUUUGUAUUGGACUUUGAUUUUCUGACUUCCUCUUGAAAACAUGUCCUUUGAAGCUUCAUCAAAACAAAAGAAUAAAAAUCAGAUAUUGCAAUAUGA